AAAUUAGUGGAAAAAUACACAAAAUAUUGUGAUUUAUUUGGUCUACAAAGGAUUCCAAACAAAAAUCCUUCAAGAUGAUGUACGACAACGAUGACCAAAUGUAUGAGGAGGAGAAUGCCGAGGAAAUUUCUCAUGAAUUGUGGCAGGAAGCUUGUUGGAUUGUCAUCAACGCCUAUUUCGAUGAGAAAGGUCUUGUGCGUCAGCAAUUGGACAGUUUCGAUGAAUUUAUUCAGAUGUCCGUACAACGCAUUGUCGAAGACUCCCCGGCUAUUGAUUUGCAAGCAGAAGCCCAGCAUACCUCGGGAGAAAUUGAGACACCGCCACGUUUCCUUUUGAAAUUCGAACAAAUUUACUUAUCGAAACCAACACAUUGGGAAAAAGAUGGUUCACCCAGUCCUAUGAUGCCUAAUGAAGCACGUUUGCGUAACUUGACAUAUUCCGCACCUCUCUACGUUGAUAUUACUAAAUCGAAAAUUGUUGAGGGUCAAGCCCCCGUCGAGACACAACAUCAAAAGACCUUCAUUGGCAAAAUUCCCAUUAUGUUGCGUUCCACAUACUGUUUGCUAUCACAAUUAACAGAUCGUGAUUUAACAGAAUUAAAUGAAUGUCCAUUGGAUCCUGGCGGCUACUUCAUUAUCAACGGUUCCGAAAAGGUCCUUAUUGCCCAGGAGAAAAUGGCAACCAACACUGUGUAUGUUUUCAGCAUGAAAGAUGGCAAAUAUGCCUAUAAGGCUGAAAUUCGUUCAUGUUUGGAACACAGUUCACGUCCCACAUCCACUUUGUGGGUUAACAUGAUGGCCAGAGGUUCACAGAAUAUCAAAAAGUCAGCUAUUGGUCAACGUAUUAUUGCCAUUUUGCCAUAUAUUAAACAAGAAAUUCCAAUUAUGAUUGUUUUCCGUGCAUUGGGUUUUGUGGCUGAUCGUGAUAUUUUGGAACACAUUAUUUAUGAUUUUGAUGAUCCCGAAAUGAUGGAAAUGGUAAAACCUUCAUUGGAUGAGGCUUUCGUAGUGCAAGAACAAAAUGUUGCAUUGAAUUUCAUUGGUACCAGAGGUGCACGUCCUGGUGUGACCAAGGAUAAACGUAUCAAAUACGCCAAGGAAAUUUUACAAAAGGAAAUGUUGCCACAUGUGGGUGUUUCAGACUUCUGUGAAACAAAGAAGGCCUACUUUUUGGGUUAUAUGGUACAUCGUCUGCUACUGGCCUCUUUGGGUCGUCGUGAAUUGGACGAUCGUGAUCACUACGGUAACAAACGUUUGGAUUUGGCUGGUCCCCUUAUGGCCUUCCUGUUCCGUGGUCUAUUCAAAAAUCUGUUGAAAGAAGUUCGCAUGUACACACAGAAGUUUAUUGAUCGUGGAAAGGACUUCAAUUUGGAAUUGGCCAUUAAGACAAAUAUCAUCACUGACGGUUUACGUUACUCCUUGGCCACAGGUAAUUGGGGUGAUCAAAAGAAGGCCCAUCAGGCUCGUGCUGGUGUAUCUCAGGUAUUGAACCGUUUGACUUUCGCCUCAACAUUGUCACAUUUACGUCGUGUCAAUUCGCCCAUUGGUCGUGAUGGUAAAUUGGCCAAACCUCGUCAAUUGCACAACACAUUGUGGGGUAUGUUAUGCCCUGCCGAAACACCUGAGGGAGCUGCUGUCGGUCUUGUAAAGAAUUUGGCGCUUAUGGCCUACAUUUCUGUAGGAUCCCAACCCUCACCAAUUUUGGAGUUCUUGGAAGAAUGGUCCAUGGAAAAUCUUGAAGAAAUUGCCCCCUCAGCCAUUGCGGAUGCUACCAAAAUCUUUGUCAAUGGUUGUUGGGUGGGUAUACAUCGUGACCCCGAACAGUUGAUGGCCACUUUACGUAAACUGCGCAGACAAAUGGAUAUUAUUGUCUCAGAGGUGUCGAUGAUUCGUGAUAUCCGUGAUCGUGAAAUUCGUAUUUACACUGAUGCCGGUCGUAUUUGUCGCCCAUUGUUGAUUGUCGAAAACGGAGCACUGCUCUUGAAAAAGACCCACGUUGAAAUGUUAAAGGAACGUGAUUACAAUAACUACAGCUGGCAAGUGUUGGUGGCCUCUGGUGUAGUGGAAUAUAUUGACACCCUGGAAGAGGAAACUGUUAUGAUUGCCAUGUCUCCAUACGAUUUGAAACAAAACAAAGAUUAUGCCUAUUGUACCACCUAUACACAUUGUGAAAUUCAUCCAGCUAUGAUAUUGGGUGUGUGCGCAUCUAUUAUACCCUUCCCUGAUCACAACCAGUCUCCCCGUAACACCUAUCAAAGUGCUAUGGGUAAACAAGCUAUGGGUGUUUACAUUACCAACUUCCACGUUCGGAUGGACACACUGGCCCAUGUACUGUACUAUCCGAUGAAACCUUUGGUUACCACCCGUUCCAUGGAAUAUUUGCGGUUCAGAGAACUGCCAGCCGGCAUCAAUUCCAUUGUAGCCAUUCUCUGUUAUACCGGUUACAACCAGGAAGAUUCUGUCAUUUUGAAUGCCUCGGCUGUCGAAAGAGGAUAUUUCCGCUCUGUGUUUUACCGUUCUUACAAAGAUUCGGAAAACAAACGUAUCGGUGAUCAAGAAGAAAACUUUGAGAAGCCCAACCGACAAACCUGCCAGGGUAUGCGUAAUGCCCAUUAUGACAAAUUGGAUGAUGAUGGUAUUAUUGCCCCAGGCAUUCGUGUAUCCGGUGAUGAUGUCGUCAUUGGCAAAACUAUGACUUUACCCGAAAAUGAUGAUGAACUCGAUAGCACAACAAAACGUUUCACCAAACGAGAUGCUUCGACCUUUUUGCGUAAUUCUGAAACUGGUAUUGUGGAUCAAGUCAUGUUGACGUUGAACAGCGAAGGCUACAAGUUUUGUAAGAUUCGUGUCAGAUCGGUGCGUAUUCCCCAGAUUGGCGAUAAGUUCGCCUCACGUCACGGUCAAAAGGGUACCUGUGGUAUUCAGUAUCGUCAAGAGGAUAUGCCCUUCACAUGCGAAGGUUUGGCUCCCGACAUUAUUAUUAACCCUCACGCCAUUCCAUCUCGUAUGACAAUUGGCCAUUUAAUUGAGUGUUUACAAGGUAAAUUGGGUUCGAAUAAGGGCGAAAUUGGUGAUGCUACACCCUUCAACGAUGCUGUCAACGUACAAAAGAUUUCCACCUUCCUGCAGGAGUACGGCUAUCAUUUGCGUGGCAAUGAGGUUAUGUACAACGGUCAUACAGGUCGUAAAAUUAACGCUCAAGUCUUUUUGGGUCCCACUUACUAUCAACGUCUUAAGCACAUGGUGGACGAUAAAAUUCACUCUCGAGCCAGAGGUCCAGUACAGAUUUUGGUGCGACAACCUAUGGAAGGCAGAGCUCGUGAUGGUGGUCUACGUUUCGGUGAGAUGGAACGUGAUUGUCAGAUAUCUCACGGUGCUGCACAAUUUUUGCGAGAACGUCUAUUCGAAGUCUCCGAUCCAUAUCGUAUUCAUGUGUGCAAUUUCUGCGGGCUAAUUGCCAUUGCUAAUUUGCGUAAUAACACCUUUGAAUGUAAGGGUUGCAAGAAUAAAACACAAAUCUCGCAAGUUCGUUUGCCGUAUGCAGCUAAGUUAUUGUUCCAAGAACUAAUGUCUAUGAAUAUUGCACCACGUUUGAUGGUAGUUUAAGAGGGA
Molecule: messenger RNA, 3611 nt
Organism: Musca vetustissima
Lineage: Eukaryota; Metazoa; Arthropoda; Insecta; Diptera; Muscidae
Product: DNA-directed RNA polymerase II subunit RPB2
Exons: 4
Coding region: 75-3605 (1176 amino acids)
Biological process (GO): DNA-templated transcription
Cellular component (GO): RNA polymerase II, core complex
Molecular function (GO): ribonucleoside binding; DNA-directed RNA polymerase activity; DNA binding
Source: RefSeq, a predicted model, not a curated record